Messenger RNA from Gossypium raimondii (Peruvian cotton), 522 nucleotides. RefSeq lists its product as uncharacterized. NCBI's taxonomy places the organism in Eukaryota, Viridiplantae, Streptophyta, Magnoliopsida, Malvales, Malvaceae. The coding region runs from base 1 to 522 and encodes 173 amino acids. The transcript has a single exon. The record is from RefSeq and is a predicted model, not a curated record. Gene Ontology annotation, molecular function: nucleic acid binding; RNA-DNA hybrid ribonuclease activity.
AUGGGACUUCGUGCAGCUAUCAAGAGGAAAAUCAAAAUCUUAGAGGUACACGGGGACUCAGCACUAGUCAUUUACCAAGUUCGUGGAGAUUGGGAAGUAAGAGAUUCAAAAUUAGUCAAAUAUCGCGAUCUCGUCACAGAGCUAAUCAAGGAAUUCUAUGAAGUGACUUUUAACUACUUUCCACGGGAAGAGAAUCAAUUGGCUGAUGCCCUAGCCACCUUGGCUUUGAUGUUCAAAGAAAACAGAGAAAAUGAAAUAAUGCCUAUCCAAAUGAGCAUAUAUGAGACCCCAGCACACUGUUUUAGCAUUGAGGAAGAGUCAGAUGGACGACCAUGGUUCCAUGAUAUCCUAGAGUACAUCAAGAAUCAAGCGUACCCUGAGCAAGUAAAUGAGAAUGACAAAAGAACAAUCAGAAGAAUGGCGAUUGGGUUUGUUCUUGACGGGGAUAUUCUAUACAAAAGAGGAAAAGAUCAAGUGCUCCUGAGGUGCGUGGACGCUGUUGAAGCUAGAAAGAUACUUUAG